AUGGCGUCACCAUCCUUAGAAUCGCAAGCAAGCGGCGCUGAGCGCGUGUCUCGGCGGCGGCGAGGCAGCACGUGGGAUGCGCUCCUUUAUGCACACGACGCGCUUACGAUUGCCUUCUCUGUGAGUGACAUUGUGCUCGACAUCCUCGUGACGAUCAAAUUUGCGCAGGAUGGCCACGUCGGCUUCUUUAUCGCCUCGUGCUGCAUCUUUGCCGUCGCGCAGGCAUCCUACGCACUCAUCUUCACGUCAUCGUUUGCGAGUCACCUGAGCGACGGGAAGCGGCUACUCGUCUUCCUGGCGGCGCUGCCGCUCGCCCAGCUGAUCCCGCUCUUCUCGUGGGUCGAGUCGCUCCACUGGCCUUCCCUCGCCCUCGCGAUGCGCGCCAUCGGCCUGCAGCCGUCGGCGCAAGUCUGCCCGGCAUCGGGCGACUCGCUGUGGCUGGUGUUUCGCGCAAAGUUCGCGGCUCACUCGGGCUUCCUCGCGGAGGCGGUGCUGGAGGCGGUGCCGCAGUGCGUGCUGCAGACGGCGCACAUCAUGUGGACCGGCGCGACCCGCCACCCGCCCGCCACACUCCCUUGGACACGUCCCUUGGACACGUCCCUUGGACACGCCCCUUGGACACGUCCCUUGGACGCGCGCUAG
This is a messenger RNA of Emiliania huxleyi CCMP1516, 642 nucleotides long. RefSeq lists its product as hypothetical. Gene Ontology annotation, cellular component: membrane. The record is from RefSeq and is a predicted model, not a curated record. Bases 1 to 642 code for a protein of 213 amino acids. Lineage: Eukaryota; Haptophyta; Isochrysidales; Noelaerhabdaceae. The transcript has a single exon.